Dermacentor andersoni is the source of this 3251-nucleotide messenger RNA. RefSeq lists its product as uncharacterized. The record is from RefSeq and is a predicted model, not a curated record. NCBI's taxonomy places the organism in Eukaryota, Metazoa, Arthropoda, Arachnida, Ixodida, Ixodidae.
GCUACACCAUUGGCUACACCGACCAACCCCAGGGAAGACGAACGCUUCUGCCGCCCUUUGUUCCUGAAACUUUGUCGUGGGCCCGUUGACCGUUUGCUAUCGUUUGUUGCGCGUUACCGCAGGUAUUGUGCUGUUUGUCAGCUUGUGCCAGCUUGCAGACUUCUCGACGUCAAGUUUACACCGCGCAUACGCGAACGUGCGCCUGCAUUCUUUGCGACAAGAACCCCGAUAGGACGAACGCGCAUCGUAGUUUCGUAAAAGCUCCGUCGUUGUCGAAAACUCGGCUGCCAUUUGAAAUCGACGCGUAGGAGCUAAGAGGGCAUACGGCAAUGGCAACUCCUUCGGACGCGACGUCGGCUCCAGGGACUGCGUACACGCUUGUGGGCUUCGGUGCUGCGUUGGACUGGAGGAAAACAUGGUUUGUGGAGCCGUUGCCGAACAGCGCAACGUGCUCGAUCUGUGCCAUCGCCUGCCCCGGUCUCUAUUUGCUGCCCUGCGUGCACUUGGCCUGCUGGCGUUGCUAUGACGGAUUGCGCAGGAUGGGACCGAUGUGUGCCCUGGAUCGAAACAAGUUUUCGCCGAGUGAGACGACCUGGAUCACGCUUUCUUUUGACAGUAUGAAGAAAAGGAAGAUUCAUUGCUGGAAUGCAUCGAAUGGUUGCAAGGCUGCUGGACCCAUGUGCCAGAUUCUCAGGCACUUCCGCUCACAGUGCGGUUACCAUUCUGUCUCCUGUCCUGGGUGUGGGCUGGCCAUGGCACACAUGAGUGUCACCGACCAUCUGAAGCUCCACUGUAGUCGUGGGAGCUUACAGCAUAAUCACAGCAUUGUCCCGAGACAGCGCCCAGUCUGUCCAGAGACUGUAAACGAAGUGUCACAACAGAACACUGCAGCAAGUGUACCGGAUGCUGCCCAAACUGUGAAUGGCCUGCAAGAUGUUCGAGACUCGGAGAAUGUGAAUUCAAGCACAUCUUUGCCAGUCGAGGGGCCCAGUCCAGCAACUGAGCACCCUAUCGGCUCCUGUGAAUAUACAUUUCCUGCAAAUCUACAGCCUACGAAGCAAGUUCCAGUUCAGCUCCCACAGGCAGAAUACGUUCCUGAACGGACAUCAACAUUGUCAAACGUAGACGAAAAAAACGGUGGGUGUGCCGUUCAAUUGAAUGGGUUGCCACAAAAAAGGGCCCGUCCACGGCAAUUCUGCUCAGCCAAGUCAUGUCGUAGAAAGCGAACCCGAAAUUUGCCAGAUUCAACACGACAGCUGAGAGCACGGGAACAAAAAUGAAACCGCAAAAACCUACACUUUUGUGAGCAUAUUCGCUUCUGCAGUAUUACCUGCAGAAGUGCAAAUACUCAGAACGGCCUAGUUUUUUUUGCCAAGCGAUGUGCCCGUAAUGCAAAGUACAUCCUUGAAAGCUUUAUGUUGCUCUGAAGUUGGGGUGCCAGCAUUGCCUCUGCUGAAUAUUCAUAGAAUGGUUUUAUUUGAGUCUUGAUCUCCUACAUGUUGAAUCAAACACUUGCAUCUCGAUUUUCAGUUUCAUAGGAGUGUGCUUCAGCUAGAAAAUUGAUGUAUAGUUCGCACGAUAGCUCUGAAGGAAAUGUAUAUUUGAAACAUGACAUACCUUUUCUGUCCUAAAUUUACAGUAGUAUGAGAUCAAAAUUUAUGUACCAUUCGUUUAUUACCAUAACUUUACUAGGUACCUCUUCACUAUUGGCUUCAGGUGACAUGCACUUUCAAAUUGGAAUCACGCAGUACUAAAAAGAACAUUUUAUUGGUACCUUUCAGGGCCACCACUUUUAAGAAACACAUGCAAAGUUUUCACUGAUAUAUAUUUGCUGUUUGAGUUAACAUUUAAUUUUAUUUUCCAACAGCACAGAAAGGGUCAGUGCAACAGCAAUUCAUUUCAUUGCAGAUAUUUGGUAGACUCAAGACAAACAUUGUUAUGCUUUAGGUAGCAACCAACUUCAAUUGUGGCAUGGAAAUGUUUAAUAUUAAAGUAUGGUAUUAAAUUCUAUAAAAUAAUUUUAAUGCCAUGUAUUAGAAAAUUUGGUUGCUUGGGCAGAGAACAUUUUGACAGCAGUAAAUACAUUAUCCUAAGUAUUCUGAAGCAGUCGUCACAAAGACACAUGGUACAACCAUGUAUAGCUCACAGUCCUUUCUGCUGGAGCACAUGGUAUUCUAACGUGGGGUAUUAUGCUUAUUGCCUCACUGCCCACAACUCAAGUUUGGUGUAUAAUCUUCAAGUGAUGUGAAAUAUUUUCUUCAUAAUAUUUGGUGUAAAAUGAAUUGUUCAGUUUGGUAUUUUUUUGCAGGUACUUAAAGUGCUUAUUUAAUAAAUUGCGUGAUGUUUAUUUAGCAGUGAAAGUUUUCACUUCUGUUUUGAAUGUGUGAUUACAAGUUAGAUUCUUCAGUAAAAGGGCUCUCGCAGAAAUGAUCGUUAAUUGCAGUAAGAGACAAGCCUAUUAUAUCUCUCAUAAUAAUGUAUACCUUGUUCAUGCAUAGCUCUGUAUGAUGUGUCUGCCUAAAUUGAAAUUUUUCUGUUUAUGUAAUGUGUAUCUAACAUGCUUUCCGGCACAUAGUUACAAAUUCCUUUAGUAUCUUUGUAUUGGGCUCAUUGACAGAUGGUUUUGAUGUCUGAGGUCAUCUCAAUUUUAUCACGUUGCCAAAUUAUCACUAGUAGGCAAAAAGAAGCCGGGCAUUUUUUUUCUUUAUUACUUAUGUGCAUUUAUUUUCUACAAAGCUUAUGUCCAUAAGGCGUGAUGGAAAAGUGACCACUUGUUUUAUGCUGCUGCUCAUAUGCUGUGUCAGAAAGAUCUGCGUCACUUUUUUUUUUCUUUACACUUGUGAGCACUGCGCACAAAGCUUGUAUGCAGUAACACUGGUAUUAGUAAUUGGGCUUUAAAGCUUCGGAAAGCCCCUGUAAGUGAUUUUGUUUUAAAUUAGGUGUUGAAUGCAAGGCGUUGAGCUUUGCAAUCCUUUUUUUAUGUUUGUUUGGUUUUUGGUUGGUGUGCAGAUUUCUGUGCUGUAAACUUGUUUUUCUUCAUCCACAUAUAGCAGCAGUGAAUUGAUUUAAGGACUAAAUGCUCUACGCUGUUUUUGGACAUACACAGCUUGCCAGUUAUCUGUCUGAGAACUAGCCAGUUGCCAACAUUUUCGCAUAUAUUUGGACUAAGUACCAACUGCCAAGAUGGCAUAUAAUGCGUAGUAUCCAGUAUUGUAUACAUUUGAUGUUUGCAGAUAAAUUUUUUUGUCAUA